UGGUUCGUAGAGCAACAGUACUAGCAUUAUACCUGAAUUAUACAACAGCAACAACAACCCAAAGUGCAACCCAAGAGCCUUGACGAACGGCCUCUGAAAGGCUGCCGCCAGCAACAAGUCUGAGUACGCUUCUGCCACACCUAAUGGCCAGCAAUAUAAACGCCAGCGGCAAUCCGCUUAGCGCGCUAGAUGCUUUGCCCAAGCAGUUCGUCAUGUCCAUGAAGAAGCUAUUCGAUAUAUUGGACGACAAGCAGAGCGGCUACGUUAGAUAUGCGGAUAUAGAACGUGGCUGGCAGGAUGAUGGCUCCAAAGGAUUGCCACAAGGUGUGCUGGACUCGCUGCGUCGCGUAACGCCACCAAGCGGACUUUUGUCCUUUGAGCGUUUCUGUGCAGGACUUAAGCUGUGUCUGCUGCGCAAUCAACAGCAGGACUUGCAGCAAGGCAAACAACAGUUUGAGCAUCGUGGAUCAGCCGAUGGCGGCUCGUCCUCCACCUCAGCCACAGAUUAUGCGCUCAGUGGUUUGACCUUGGCGCUGCCGCCCAAGAAAUCCAAUAGCAAGCGACGUGAAUCCCGUCGUCAUACACUACAACAUGGCAUUGAUUACAAUAUGCUGAAGCGUCUCAAGCAUCUGGAGGAGCAGCGGGAGUUGUUGCUCUUUGGCCUUGAUGGCGUGGAGAAGGCACGCGACUUUUUUAUGCAACAAGUGCUCAAUGUGCAAGAACAGAUAAAGUACUUUGGGCGUCUAGGGGCACGAUACGAGCAAUGGACAGAGUUACAACAGGAGCGCCUAAACUACCAGCGUGCGCGUGUGCUGGAAGCAAAUCGCAGUUUGGCCAUCUUAACAGAUACAUGGGAGCAUGGUGGUUAUCCGCUACACAUCAAUUUAGCAUUACCACGCAAGCCAAUGCAGCAUUUGAACUAUAAAGAUGAAGCGGAUCUGUUAGCUUGUGAGAAGCAAGCACUUGUAACGGAGUUCUACGAGCAGCAGCAACAGCAGCAUAUGCCAUUUCGCACUUUGCACAACACACGCAACAUGUCCGAGUUUGUGCUCAGUCAGCCAUCACCGGUGAGCCAAUCCUCUGCUGGGCUGGGCGAUGCAGAUGUGGUCUAUUAAGGAAACGUAUUGAUCACUUUGUAAAUAUUUUAUUAAAGAAUGCAACAAAUAUAUUAUGUACUAAGCCGCACUAC
Messenger RNA from Drosophila busckii, 1189 nucleotides. RefSeq names its product suppressor APC domain-containing protein 2. Bases 144 to 1115 code for a protein of 323 amino acids. Lineage: Eukaryota; Metazoa; Arthropoda; Insecta; Diptera; Drosophilidae. The record is from RefSeq and is a predicted model, not a curated record. The transcript is spliced from 3 exons.